GAAAAUGGCCAUCAUUAAGAAGAACAACCCUAAGUUUUGCUACUUUAUUAGUAAUAAUCUAUUUUGACAAAUGAUAUAGAAUGAAUUAAAGAUGAUUUACGCCGAUCACAAUCAAACACAUUAGACCAUAUUUCCACAUUGAGAGAUUCAGCACAAUUCUAUACAUUUUGUCACUUUAUGAAAGAUUACUCAAUUUAAAGGAAAGUGUUUUUCUUUUUUUGUUUUGUUCGUGUUUUCUCAUCUACUCCAUAAUGUAAUCGAGUGUGCAUACAUUCAUACGAAGCAUAACGUGAGAACUUGACUAGCUUUGUUGCUAGGAAGUAACGCAUUAAUAUUGUAUCAUGUUACGUUGCCAUAGUGACAGCCUUCUCAAAUACACGGUGGGUCCAUAUGUUAGGACUAGAAGUUUUAAAUAAGACAAAAACAAAAAACAAAAAAACAAAAUGGACGAAAUAAGGUUUCAAGGGGCCCCUUUUGGAGCUCGUUCAGCCAGGUUUGAAGUCAAUUCUGCAAACAAGAGAAUGGGAACAGACACUCAGAUGCCCUACUACAAGAGAAUGGUUGGUCCAGGCACAUACAGGAUCCCCAGUUUCACUGAGGAACUAGAAAAGAAACCUGGCAGCUUGAGAGGAAUCUGUGAGACCAGAGAGAAGCGUUUUAAACACUGCCAGAGCUCUACCCCAGGACCAGGUACUUAUGGUAAAGGGGGAAUCCCUUCAGCAGCACUGGAGGAGAAGGAGAGAAUGUCUGUGGGGACCUGUCCUUCCAUGGGCCACGCCGAUCAAAAUCGCUUUCAUACAAACACUGUGGACAGUAGUUUGGGCCCAGGUAUUUACAAUCUGAAAAGCUCUACUGAACUGAUACUGAGUCACAGAGUCAGUAAAAGAGGCCCAUAUGACCUGUCCACUGGUAGCGGAAACAUCUUCACUCACCCUGAAUGCUCUGUCCAGAAAUGGGUGAGUCCAGACCCAGGCACCUACCCCAAAGACUUGCCCAAGUUUGGUGAAGAGCUGCAGAAGCCUGAGAAGAAGAAACAUGGGGUAUUUGGUAGUAGAGAGCAAUACCCUGCCACCCCUACUGAGAGAAUCUACCUAUCCACUUUGUCUCAGUUCCCACGGACUGCGACAUCUCCCGGCCCAGGUUGGUAUAAUAUUAUUCCUAUCACUCCCACAUAUCGAUUGGGAAGUGGCAAACAAGCCCCAUUCCUCUCCACUGCCCCACGGAUGAGCAAGAAGACACAAAUGCUGAUAAAUAAAAACCAUAAUCCAGUUGGGCCUGGUCGCUACAAUAUAGCAGAGUUGAUUCUGAGCAAGAACAAAAACAGUCAUAGAUCAUCAUUUAUGACAGGUACCCAGCGCUACCUACACUGCCCCAAAAGAGACAAGUACAUCCAGGAGAGACUCAGGCCUAGCAAUGUUCCUUUGGACAGAUCACUUCUCAUACAGUCAGGGAAUCACUUCAUAUGAGCAAGCAGUCCAAGGGGUCAGUAUUUGAGCUUUUAAAUGCUCCAGUGAACUAACACCAGAAUAUUGACAUGCUGUGUUGUAUAUGCUGUAAUAAAAUUCCAUUCAUACAGAAAUGCAGCUAGAUUAAAUAAUGACAAUAAUCUGGGUUACUGACAAAGAAACCAUUAACUCAGAGACUGGAGCAAUAAAGAUUGCUAAUGUUCACAUGCCAAAAUCCUGUGAGAACAUACAAAGUACUUUUGUAAUCGCUGUGGAUACAGACAAAAAUAGACAAACACAAAUAUAAGCUGCAAACACGAUGCCAGAGUGUCACAAUGUAAAUGAGGAAUAAAUGUAUGUAUAUGUGAGUGGUGAUAUGGUGGAAACAACAUAUUUAGACACAAGUUUGUGUAUGCGCGUAUUGGAAUAAUUAAAUAAAGACAUACUUAAUUGACAAAA
Tachysurus fulvidraco (yellow catfish) is the source of this 1904-nucleotide messenger RNA. Its product is annotated as lymphocyte expansion molecule. NCBI's taxonomy places the organism in Eukaryota, Metazoa, Chordata, Actinopteri, Siluriformes, Bagridae. The record is from RefSeq and is a predicted model, not a curated record. Bases 444 to 1466 code for a protein of 340 amino acids. The transcript is spliced from 9 exons.